Molecule: messenger RNA, 8291 nt
Organism: Crotalus tigris (Tiger rattlesnake)
Lineage: Eukaryota; Metazoa; Chordata; Lepidosauria; Squamata; Viperidae
Gene: IGFBP5
Product: insulin like growth factor binding protein 5
Exons: 4
Coding region: 719-1531 (270 amino acids)
Biological process (GO): regulation of insulin-like growth factor receptor signaling pathway
Cellular component (GO): extracellular region
Molecular function (GO): insulin-like growth factor II binding; fibronectin binding; insulin-like growth factor I binding
Source: RefSeq, a predicted model, not a curated record
GGCACUAUUCAGUCUCUUUAGAAACUUCUCCAGGGGGAAAGUGUUGGGAGAUCUACAAAGUGGAAUUCUUUUCUUUUUCCUCUUUUCCUCCUUUGCUCUCUUUGUCAAAGAGACUUUGUAAAAACCCUUCAACAGAAAACCUCUUUGUUGUUUUUAACCCAAUCUAGGAAAAGGAAGGUUUUUUAAAAAAAAAAAUUACAGCCAGUCCCAAGCUAAAUCUCUUCUUGACAAAGCCCAGCUUUACCUGCUUUAGUGCUACUCCAGACAUUUUUUAAUUUGCUGCAGAUCGUAUCAGGACAGUCGAAAAGAAGCUUGUUCAAUUCUUUGCUUCCUCCCCAGCCUCUUGCAGACUUUGCUUUUUAGUGGGGCGUGUGGAUUAUUUUAUACUUCUUUGUGCAGCCUCGCCAAAGCUAUUCUUGCUCUUUAAAAAAAAUUUUUUAAAAACACCCUUUUCCGGUGACUUUUUUUUUUUCCUUUUUUGAAUUACCAACCUGUUGCAUCUGUAGUUCUUGCAACUGUCAGCUGCAGACAACCUGUGAUAUAGCGUUUCUUUUAUAACAAUCUAGGUGUUCUUUUUAAAACAUUCUGAUUAAGCUCUUUUUGGGGGGGAACCUUAAAGGAGAAGAGACUUAUUUUGAGGGGGGGUUUGUCUCCAAAAAGAACUUUGUUUUUCCUUUCGUAACUCCUGCAGCGGUGCGCCUGACACAGAGCCCUGAAGAUGUUCCUGAUGCAGGCGCUGCUCGUGUCUCUGUGCCUGGGGCUUUCGCAAGGCUUGGGUUCCUUUGUGCACUGUGAACCUUGUGACGAAAAAGCCCUCUCCAUGUGCCCUCCCAGCCCUGUGGGCUGCGAGCUGGUGAAGGAGCCCGGUUGUGGAUGCUGCAUGACGUGCGCUUUGGCUGAAGGGCAGUCCUGUGGGGUGUACACAGAGCGAUGCGCCCAAGGCUUGCGCUGCCUGCCGCGCCAAGGCGAGGAGAAGCCCUUGCACGCCCUGCUCCAUGGCAGAGGGGUCUGCCUCAAUGAAAAGAGUUACAGAGAGCAAGCUAAGAAUGAAAGGGAAUCCCGGGAGCAUGAAGAACCAACCACUUCUGAGAUGGCUGAGGAGACCUAUUCAUCCAAAAUGUACAGAAAUAAGGGGCUUGGGCGCUUCUCUGAGCUAAAGGUAGAGGCAUUGAAGAAAGACCGCAAGAAGAAGUUGACCUUAUCGAAGAUUGUGGGUGGGGCAGAAAACACUGCACACCCUCGAGUUGCUGCUCCAGAGCUAAGACCAGAAUUCGAAUUGGGCCCUUGCCGUCGGCAAAUGGAGGCCUCGUUACAGGAACUCAAAUCUAGUCAGCGAAUGAUCCCUCGAGCUGUUCAUCUGCCCAACUGUGACAGGAAAGGUUUCUAUAAAAGGAAACAGUGCAAACCAUCUCGGGGCCGAAAGCGUGGGCUGUGCUGGUGUGUGGACAAGUAUGGAUUGAAGCUGCCAGGAACUGAUUACGUAGCUGGAGACCUGCAGUGUCACAACUUUGACAGCGGAAACACAGAAUGAAGAUCCCGGCUGCCUCUCUCUGCCAGAGCCCUUCCCCACCCAUCACCCACCCACACCUCACGAUGUCCCAAGAAACUGAUUCCUUUCAUCUCAUUUAAGAAACUGUGGACCUCGGAAUCUACAGAAUGUCAUCGGCUUCUAGGAGUGGCAAUGAAAGAGACUGAAGGAGAAAAGGCAACCCAUUAAGGUGGAAGGAAGGAAGGAAGGAAGGAAGGAAGGAAGGAAGGAAGGGAGGAAGGAAGGAAGGAAGACCAUGAAGACCAUCUCCAUGGGACAGGGCCAUCAAGAAGCUCAUAUGCCACCAUGCUUGCCCUUGACUCUAGCCUGCCACCCAGAGAAACACUGACCUAGGAAGCUCUCAGAGGCACUUGAAUACUAUUUCCUUUUCUCCCUUCUUUGAUAUUGCAGUUUUAAAGCUUUUCCAGUUUAAAAAGUACUUAGUUUAACCAAACAACUCUUAGGACAAGCAGGCCUCUCAUUAUCUAUUAUCUACUUGGGCAUGUUUUUCUUUCUUCCUUCCUUUUUUUAAAAAAAAAAAUAUAUGUUCAUUUCUGGAACCUCUCUCUACUUUUCCCUAACAAGGACUAAAGCUUGUCAGUGCCCUUGCCCUCUAUGACUUCCCUUUUAUUAAAAAGCAAAAGGUCAGAUGACAACAGGAUCCUAUAGUGGGAUGAAGCAAAAUUAAGAAUUAAAAACUUAUUGUUCCUGGUGGGUUUCUUUCCCAGGACAGCAAAAGGGUUCAACCUGAUUAUUUAAAGUGUCUUGUACAGCCCUUUCCUAUGUAAAUACAGAUGUUUACUCUUUGUUCUCGAUUGAACAAUCCCAUUUCCUUACAAGCAAAGCCCUUUGAUUUUCAUUGUGCAUGAAGGCCUAGCAACUUGUUCAGGGCUACUUGCAUAAGUCAAAGGUGUUCAGCGUUGUAUAUUUGCAGGAAAAGUGCCCAAGUUGAAACAUGGUUUGCCAGACAUCUUGCAGGCACUUAAAGCCUGAAAUGUUUGUUGCUUCUAUAAACGCACCUGUGGAUUUCCACAUUCUGACAGGCUAAAACAGUAAGAUCCCUUUGCCUUUUUUUGUUUUUUAACUCUGGAAGGACACCUGAUUCUUCACUAUGAUAUCCCGAAUGUCCUUUACAAUGAAAAUUCCAAAAAGCUGGUUGAUGAUUUAUAAAGUUACACAUACUAGAAAUAUAAACAUGAUCUGUAAUAAGGGAAAUGUUUUACCAUUUCCCCAUAUCUACAACAUUUAGAGAAGUCUCUGUAGGCAGAGGCCUCUACUAUUUCAAAGCAUACUUGAGUGACUGGCUGCCCCUCUCCCCUGACAGAGCUUUGGCAUCUCUAACAGCUGCUUAGUAAGCAGAAAUUCAACAGUGAAGAUUUGAUCUACACUAAUGCAUUAUUUGUCCUGGGGAGAAGCUGUAUCUAUUUAAUUUUUGACACUGCCCCACUGUUAAAGACCUAGGGACCCUGUCAGGAAAGGAAGAGAAACCAAACCCAUACAACUACUCGCAGAGACCAUUGAUUCAACAGCUUUUGCAUGCAGGCUUGGGCAGACCACUAAAGCUGUUUAAUUUCUUUGUAAUGAUAAUUGUUGCUUUAAUUCUUUGUUACGUCUCCAUGGACGCUGCCAUAACAAGGUGGUGGUGGUGGUUGUUUUCCAAUGCCCAUAACAAUGGAUGAAAGGCAAGGCAACUACAAGAAGGAACAGCUCCCACUCUGACUGGGGGAUGAAUCCUUGACUCAGCAGCCAGCAAGAAAUAUUGGGCCAUCAUGAUCUAGCCCAAUAUAAGACAGUCCUUAAUAUGUUUCCCUUCUGAGAGAGAACUCCAAAGGACUUGAGGACUUCACUGGGACUGGCUGCAAGCACUUCCAAGCCAAGUACUGAUCAGAAACCUGGAGAAAGGAGCUGGCUUCCUGAGAGCAGGCACAGCAAGCUUACGACUGUCCAGCAUCUGGAAAGGACAGUCUGACAGGACCAGAAGGAUACCCAUGAUGCACAAUACUCACAACUAACGCAGAUGAAAAGAAAUAAGAAAUCUUCCUGACAGGAUUGGCUAUUGCAUCCAAAUGACUUUGGUGGGUUUUGCUCUCGGCUCCCCUCCCUUCACCACUAAUAUUCAACUAGGUUCCAAAACUAUGUUGGAAAGCUAAUGAAUAUCUUGCAUUAGCAUGGAUAUGGGAAUUGGUAAGCAAAUUGGGAUAUUUGGCCUCACUAUGAAAGCAGAAGGUAGAUGAGUAAAAUCCUCUCCUUAUAAGGAUGGAUACAACAUUUAUUUCUUCAGUAGGUAUACAUGUUUGAAGUCUGAUUAGUUGUUGGCUACUAUCAACCAUGAAAGAAAAAUUCAGCUCUAUCCAUUUGCCCCACGUUUUGAUAUCUGAUCCAAUUAUUUGUUAUUAUUCAGAUUUCCAGAAAUUAUCACUUCUAAGUGCUCCAUCUGUCGCCUUCCCUGGGCUUUGGCAGCAGUGAUUUCAUAGUUAUUUUUCUAAGAGUUGAGUAUCAGAGUACCAUGAGUUUUCAUACAAACAAAUGGUUGAACUGUACUUUUGGCUGAAAUAUUUGUUACUGUGACAGCUGGAUCCAAGUACUUUCCCAUCUUGCUUUAGGAAGAGGAUAAUAUUCCUAAGUUUACUAUCUCACUAGGCUGGUAACUGGUUGAAUUGUUUAUGUCCUCUUCCCUUCUAAGAAAGCCCUGAAAUAUUCUGCUGGCUCUAUAAUUAGUCAAAAGCCUAAACCUUCCUUUCAAAUUCUAUGAUAGAUAAGAUGCUAGAGACCACUAAUGCUAAUUAAUGACAGUUUUGGGACAGUGAUAUUUAAUAUCCCCAGGGAAAAGCUCUACUGUUAGGAUGGCAUCAGUGGCAUCAAGUAGGAGAAGGUUGAUCUACAUAAUAAAUCCAGAAAUUGAAUGAAUGGACUUCUCUGUCCCAAGUACAUGAUGCAUGAAAAGAGUGCAUAUCAAUGUGAUGGUGAAAGGAAGCGAAUCAGGGCUGUUGGCAACUUGAGGCACUUUUUCGCCAGCACCUGUGAUAACUUAAGCCCAAGCAAAAAGAUUGGCACAUAAUUUUAGAUUUUCUGUCAGAUCUUCUAUGAGGAGUUGGGAAGAGUUAAAUCCAAUCCCCAUCAAUCAUUGCUAAACCACAGCCUUCUCAAACCCUGGUGAGAGAAUUUCUUCUCCAACGAUAGCCAAAUGGCAGUCAGGGGUCUCUUUGGAAAAAUGGUCAGUGUUUCAAGCUGGGAUGACCUAAUAUUGUGAAUGAGUAAUUUGUCUUAGAAUUCCUUCAAAUGACCAAUUGCUGCCAUGGUUAUUCCUGUCUUUACUCUGGACCUGCCAUUUCCAGGGGAAACUCGUGGAGAAAAACCUCUUUGCCUUCCUUCCGUUAUAACUAGACUGGACUAGAGAACAGAAUGGUCCUGCUCAUGUAUGUCAUAUCUGCUAGCUUGUGAUGUUUGAUGGUGGAGGUUGAGUUUGGUCCCCUUUUGAAUGAAUCUGACCCUGCCUAAGGAUGGGUUGGAGCCUCUUUAUUGUCUAUAGGGUAGGGAAUCUUAACAAAAGCAUGUGUCUCUGGGCCCACAGGAUGGUUUUAAGAGACAGAGGAAGCCUGAGGAUUCUAAAAUCAAUGCCUCCUCCCAUAAAGCUAAAGAAGAGAAGGUGAGGUACAUAGGUGCCAUUUGCUGGUCCAUAAAGUAGAAGAAGAUGUACCAGGCACAUAAAAAAAGUGAGGCAAUUUUACAGGUCAUGCUGGAUUUCUGUUACUAUUUUUUUUUUUUUUUUUGCUUAGCUCUUCCCAAAGUAUUCUGACAACUAUAGCUUUCUAAGUGUGUUCAGAGUCCUACUAUACGACUGAAUUUCCUAAGGUUCCUAGAAAGAGAAAUAAUCAUUAAGUUAGAAAGAAAGAUUAUUGUUAAGUACGUGUCAGUCUGAGACACAAAUUCAUCCUAAAUUACAUAAGACGAAAGAAUGUAACUCAAACCCUUCUUCCUUCCCUCCUUGGAUUAGUUUCAAUUCAAGCCACGUUAUUUCCUUUUCCUCCUCCCCCACCAUCCUUCCUUGAUAUGUAUCUGUUGUUUCCUGACCCUUGAAAAUACUAUCCUGCACAGAAUGUCUUUCUUCCUUUCCAGCCUUUCUUCCUUAGUAAAUAAGCUUGAGGAAGGUUGCUGGCCUUCCUAUCCUUGAGAUACAUAAGACAAAUUCUACAAUCAAGGGAGGUGACGCAACAGAAUAAUUUCCCCUUAUAGUUGUUCCCUUGCCAGUCCUGACGCAAUGGUGCUGCCACCACUGUCUCAGAAACUCAUAGUCCCAUCAUCUCAUUAUUUUGCUGGUUGAGACAAGAAAGAGAAACCUAUGUACAUUAGCUAUAGUAGAACCUCUCUUAUAUCUGUAUUAUUUAAUUUUGACUUAAAUAGCCUGGAGGAUAGGGUCACCGUUGCAGACUUCAACCUGCAGAAAGCCAUUUCACUGAAUUUCUUGCCCCAGUACUUAAAAUCUCAUUAGAAAUGCAAGGAAGCUCCUUUUGUAAGCCAUCCCUGCAAGCUUUGAUUGUUUCUAGGAAAGGUGAAUAAAGCAAAGUGGGAGGUGGGUUCCUUCUUAUGAGGGCAGCUAUCUUUAGAAUUAAUUUUUAUUCUUUCUCCACCUACUAGUCUUCUUUACUUUCAAAUCCAGCCAUUUGGAAGAAGAUGAAAUUGCUUCAGGUAGUUGGUUCUGGGUAAAGAACAUCUUUCUUUCUUUCUUUCUUUCUUUCUUUCUUUCUUUCUUUCUUUCUUUUUUUCCUGCAAAGGAGAGGUCUUUCUAGGUUUCUUGCCCAAGCUCCAAAAUAAUUUGAUCAACCAUGACCUAGGGUGGAGGAAAAGGGAAGCAAGUCACUUUGGCCAACAACCCAGCUGCUUUGAAUCUCAUCUUCAUCCUUGACCAAAGGGAGAAGGCUCCCCUGAUUUUCCCCCCCAAUAAAUGACCCUCCUCCCAUCAGAGGAGCAAAUCAGAGGAGGUAAGAAAAAUGAUAAAAGACAAAGCAGUGGGGAAAGCUCCCUUCAGAAGUACAAAGAAUUGAAGUGUGAAGGAGGCUUUGGAGGCACCAAAGGUAGUAAAUUCUGAAGUCCAAGAGCAUCAUCAGCCAAUUGGAAUUAGGAGCAGACCUGGACUCUAACAGCCUUCUCCAACCUGAAGAAUCUCCAGAUGUGUCAAACACUCAACAAACCCUAAGCCACUAUGGUCAGGCGUUAGGGUCCCAAUGCAUCUGGAAAUCACCAAGUCAGAGAAGACUUCUCUAGAGAGUCACACUGCAGCUGAUAAUAUUCAAAGGCAGGCAGCUUCUAGAAUAGCCCAAACUUAUUUGCAGCCAGAGAUCCUUUGUCAGUGCUGUGGUGGACAGUUGUGUUUUGAAACCACUAGUUCAAAGAGGAAGACUGCACUAUUUCUUCACUUCAUCCCUCUCUCCUUCCUUCCUUCCUUCUUUCACUUUUAAUAGAGGCUAGAUAAUUUAUGCAGUUAGCCGAUCACCCCAAUUCCCCUUCUUGUUAGGAGCCUCUCGGCCGAUAAACAAAAGCUUGAGUCCAUCCACUUCCAACCUUGCCCCCUUUAAGCCCUUCCAAUGCAAUGAUUACACCCCAUGGUAGCACAGUGAAAACACAAGAUUCCGAGAUUCUUGCCUGGUUUUGUGGUUUUUGUUUUUCAUUACAUCAUUUAGUCACUACACAUUUUACAGUAGCUUUUAAUAGCUUUACAUACAUACAGUAGUUCUGUGGCUAUUUGUUUUUGUUUUCCUUUGCAGUAAACAAGAAUAUUCAUACUCUUACCAGUUGGGGGGAAAAUGCAGUUUGUGAAAAAAAAAAAUCUGACAAUGGAUGAGGAGUGUAAUGCUCUGUUUAGCAUUUUGUACUUAAAAAAAAAGAAUCUCACAUUUUAUUAAAAGGUGAAGAUUGCUGUAUACUAUUUAUUCAACUUAUAAUUUAUGUUACUCUUUGAUCUUUGUCUUUUCUUAUGACAAAGCAUUUAUUUAAUAAAGUUAUGCAUUCAGUUAAGUCUGUGUGCAUGGCCUAAAACAAGUCUGUGUGUUCAAUAUAAGCUGGAUUAAAAUUGGCCAGCCUGCUAUUAAGCAAACCAAUGGAGAAUCUUUCUUUGGAACUACCAAAAUGGACAUAAGACUUAUACAGAGAUGGAGAUGGAUCAAAGACCUAUUAUUACACAAGUUGUGGAGAAUAUAGGGCACCUCAUGGCAUAGCUGAGCAUCAGCUUUAUCCUUAAUUCAUCAGGGUUCCCCACUGUUUUACUUCACUUUCCCACUAAGAGUCAAUAACAUCCACUUUUUCACAGGAGAGAAGAUAGAGUUGGGAGUAUUAUUAGGUCAAAGUCAAAUCUACACCAUGAUGGCACCAGAACAUUAUGAAUCAAAAUUAUUCCGAACCAGAUCACGAAAACAUUUGUCCUAUUCUAUUGUCCUCUUUGGUGGAGUCACAUUUUGCAAGAUGGAAUAUUGAUUAAUUCGCUAGAAUGUAAAUAUACCACUUCAGAGCCAGCCUGAUGUAGUGAUUAAGGCACCAGGCUAGAAACCAGGAGACCAGGAGUUCUAGUGUUACCUUAGGCACAAAACCAGCUAGGUGACCUUGGGCCGGUCCGUUUCUCUUAGCCCUAGGAAGGAGGCAAGGGCAAACCAUUUCUGAACCCUUUCCAAAAAUUGGCCUUGUUUUUCCUACUUGGGUAUUUGACUGUUGAUUCUUAACAAAUUACAGUACAUUGUCCUAUUAGUAUUGGAAUAAAGGAGAUUCAAGGUUA